AUGGGAGGUGAUACUCACGAUUUAUCUUAUUAUGCUAAGUGUAUGAUGGGUGGUGUUUUGGCUUGUGGACUCACUCACACAGCUAUGGUACCUCUUGAUGUAGUUAAAUGCAAAAAUCAAGUUACAAAGGGAUGGUCUUCCAGUCUAACCUAAGGGUUGACAUAAUUAAAAGCAGAAGGUAGUCUUACAUUAGGUUGGCUACCAACUCUUAUAGGUUAUUCACUUUAAGGUUUUGGUAAAUAUGGUUUUUAUGAAAUCUUUAAAGAUGUCUACAAAGGUAUCGUUGGUGAAGAAAAUGCUUAAAAGUACAGGAGAAUAGGUUGGUCUAUAUCUUCAGGCUGUGCAGAAGUAAUUGCUGAUACUUUAUUAUGCCCCUUCGAAACUAUCAAGGUUUAGAUGCAAACAUCUUCAGGAGAAACUGCAUAUCCUAAAUCUUUUUUGCCAGCAUACAAUAAGUUUGUAUCUGAGAAUGGUUCUAAAUCUUUAUAUAAAGUUUUACCUCCUCUUUGGGGGAGGUAAAUCCCUUACACUAUUGUUAAAUUUGUUUCCUUCGAGUAAAUUGUUGAACUUUUUUACAGCAAGGUCUUCACUAGACCAAAAAGCGAAUACUCUAAGGGAUAAUAAUUAUCUAUCACUUUCUUAUCAGGCUACUUGGCUGGUAUUUUAUGUGCUCUUGUUUCUCACCCUGCAGAUACUAUGGUCUCAAAAAUGAAUGCUCUUGAAUUCAAAGGUUAAGGAAUAAGUGAGAUUUAUUCAAAAAUUGGUUUCAGUGGACUUUGGACAGGUUUAGGAACCAGAAUUAUUAUGAUUGGUACUCUCACUGGUCUAUAAUGGUGGAUUUAUGACAGCUUUAAGACUGCUGUUGGUCUUUAAGCAUCAGGUGGAUCUACUGCUCCAGUUACAAACAAACAUUGA
Molecule: messenger RNA, 915 nt
Organism: Tetrahymena thermophila SB210
Lineage: Eukaryota; Ciliophora; Oligohymenophorea; Hymenostomatida; Tetrahymenidae
Product: phosphate carrier protein
Exons: 1
Biological process (GO): mitochondrial phosphate ion transmembrane transport
Cellular component (GO): mitochondrial inner membrane
Molecular function (GO): phosphate transmembrane transporter activity
Source: RefSeq, a predicted model, not a curated record